UGUGAAUUUGGCCUAUGACUCACAGCAAACCAGGGCCUGUCUCAACUUAGUCCUGUAUGUUUUCGGAGAAUGAACUAUUCCCUCUUCCACCUAGGAUAGGGCAAUUCGGAAAUGGGUGAAACCUGCCAGUUAGUUCAAUUUGUAUAAAAUGAGCGUUUCUCUCCUAACCCGAGCAGGUACUCGCUAGCAGUCAAUCAAAUCGAACAAAGCAGACGACAUUACGUGAAAAUUGAGACUUUGCCAGUAACGCUAAUUUCCUUUAUUUGCACUAUCAGUUGAAACUGCUAUAUUGGCAACUCGCACAUGAGAUAAUAGAAUUUCUCUCGAAGGAACUGAAACACUUUUCUUUUCCCUCUUUAACCAAUCGAAGGACGUUUUUUGAUAGCUUCAAGUUUGGCAACCUGACGGAGGAAGAUAAUAGAAUUUGUCUGCUAGAAGAAGAAGCCAGCACAUAGGGAAGUCUCGCCCUUUCGUUAAUUUGCGUGAAGCGUUGGUUCCGGGGUCUGUAGGCGCAAUGGAGGCACCGAGUCGAAGUACAGGAGCCUUAUUCUUAAUAGUUGUGGUUGCUGGGUUGUUCCUGCUUUCUGACGGUUUCAUUCUCACUAAGGAUUCCGCUGAUCUGGUACACUGCAAGCCAUGUGAGCAGAUUUCGAUCGUACAGGACGCCAAAGGAAACCUAGUUUCCAAGGUGGAAAAGGAGCAGUGUCGCCCUCUACCGGCAGAUUGCGAGGCAGUGCGUGUGAAAUGCGGUUGUUGUGACGUGUGCGCCAGCAAGGAGAAGGAGCCGUGCGGCGCCUGGAGACCCAGGUGUGAAAAAGCUCUCACUUGCUCCAAUGUAGAGACUGGGGUGGAGAAGGCUGACGUGGAAUGGUACAACUUUGACUUUGUCGGCAUAUGCGUGAAAAAUACAAAGGGUGCAAAGGAAUAAGAUUCCCAACCUGAUGGAUUUCUCCAAGAAUUAAAUCAGAGCAACACUGUAUACACGUUGGCAUCCAUAGCUCAGUGAAGACCAACUUAUAUUACUGUAGAACAACAUCAAAGACAGCAAAAAACGUUGAACAACAAAACAUACAGCGUUUUAAACAUGAAUGAUAUUUUUAGGAUCACAUGUGCCGAUGAAUGCAGUAAAAUAAUAAUUAUUUUAAGAAAGUCACCAUCACUACACGAUAGAACAUACAGAAAUGUUGGCGUCUUAUGGUAACUACGUCCCGUCUUACGUACUAGUUUCAGCGAGGAGGAAGAGUAAGGAUUCGGGUAUUAUUUACAAUAAUUCAUAAUUAUAAGUAGGCCUACUAUCCACAUUUGUCAAUUCUACGAACUAGAAAAACUAGAAGUAAAAACUAUUUGGUUGGAGUUAAAUUUGGCCAUUACGUUACAGAUUGUGGAUUGAUAUGUUGAAAUAAUUUACGGUACACUUAAACAAAUGAAAUGAAAAAGAAAUCGCGUUUAAAUAUUUAUCAAUGGUGUUAUUAUGAUUGUAGAUGCUUGGAUGUGCUAGUGAAUUUAUUGACUUAGUUAAAGCUAGGUCCAAUUUUUUCCCUCUUAUUCAAUUAUAAAAAGUCGAAAGUAAUAAAACCUAAUUGUGUUUUACCUA
Lingula anatina is the source of this 1594-nucleotide messenger RNA. RefSeq names its product perlustrin-like protein. The record is from RefSeq and is a predicted model, not a curated record. Gene Ontology annotation, cellular component: extracellular region. Lineage: Eukaryota; Metazoa; Brachiopoda; Lingulata; Lingulida; Lingulidae.